ACUACCCGCCGUCGCAGUGCCCCAGCAGACCUGGUAAGGAUUAGGUGUGCGUGAUCUGCGCUCCAAAGAAAAGAUAUUAGCACCUCGUGCUGACGUGCUUGAGUUAAAGUACUUUAAUAACCACUGCUCCACAAAAUGCUGAUAACGUUGCUGUUGGUGAUGGUGCUGAGGCAGGAGGCUGUGCUGGGUGCUGUCAUCAUCACCGCUGGUCCAGACCCCGCCGGCCGUGCUGAGGUUCAAAGCAUGAUAAGCAACUCGGAGCAGCGAUCGUGGUGCCGCCCUGGACAAAUUAGACAGAUCAUCACACACGCAAACUGCGAGAGUAAAGAGGUGGAGAACCAAGUGUGCGCGGGCUCCUGCUUCAGCUACUCGCUGCCUCAGACUGUGCCGCUCAUCCCGGGCGACGAGGACCUGGACUUCUGCGAGUCCUGCCGCCCCUCGCAGAGCCAUUGGAUCAACAUCACUCUUGAAUGCACUGACGAGGACGACGGAUUUUACGAGGUCAGCAAACGCGUCCAGCAGAUCACGAACUGCUCGUGUUCCUCGUGCUUUGGUGCUCGUUCGCACGCCCCCACUCUGAGGCCUGAGAGUUCCUCCGCUGAGGACAGUCGCAUCUCCGACCUUCUGUCCCGCGCCCUCCCCAUACCUGACGCCGCCGAGCCCACGCACAAGCUAGAAACGGUCUUAAGUGGCAGCCCUGCCGCUGCUGCCACGCCUGCUGCUUCUUUAACACCGACGACAGCUCUUACUUCAUCAGCUGUUAGUACCACAACCUCGACGGCCUCGCCAUCGUCUGCCAGCGCCUCGACGACGACAGGGAGUCCAUCCACUACGAAUCGUCCUCUGAACGCAAUGUUGAUGCAAGAAGUCGUACCACUCACUCUGGACCACAGCUCGCAUUACGAUUUCCCGGGUCCCUACGUUCUACAGGAAGAGAUAGUACAGCAUGCAGAGGAUGAGAGCAACCCUAACGUUCUGAGGCUUGGAGACUUGUCAGAAGUGCAGGAUGCGGACAGCGUUGGGGAUGAAGUGAGUCUCACAAGUCUCAUGGGUGACUUGAACGCACUCCUCAAAGGGGAAGGGCCCGUGCAAUAUCAGGAACUGACCAUCAAUCAGCUGAAGGCUGUGGUUAACAACUUAAAGUCUAAUCCUGCACGGCUCUUACGAGACAAUACCGUUUACUCUGCGUUACCAAUGCAAAUCGAUAAGAUCAAAUAGAUGAAUUAACAGAUCUGCAAAAUGAAUCAAAGUUUUUGCCUGUAAGCCUAUUUAAUUUCUCUUUUAAAGCUCCUCUGCAUUAAUCUUGUACUUUGCUUUCCAAUUUGAAAAAUAGAGAGUUGCUGUGCGGGGCGGAAAUUCCCCUUGAACCUUGGAAAUGACAGAAAUUCUCCUUCAACCUUCCUCAUCAUAUUUAUGUGCAGGGAUAAAACAAUCUCAGAGGGCAACUAAACAAAAAACUAUUUUAUAAUAGGGAUGCGUGGUGAUGGUAUGGGCGGGUGUGAAUGAUGUCAAAUCGUAACGAUGAUGCACAAUCAUUAACGCUGCAAUGCCCGCUCAUGCAUGCCUGCAUGGUAUAAUAAGGUGCUUGUAUAGUGAUGCUCAACUGAAAAAUAUUACUGUUUGAUAAUAUUGAAGUAUGAUAUUUGUAUUAUCUCAGUCAAUCAAAUGUAAUUUUUAUAGGAGUUUUUCUACAACCACAUUUAUGAGAUGUAAUUUUACUUUUCUUGUGCAACAUUUUUUCCAAGUCAGAAUUUCCGCAGUUGGCUGUCUAUUAGCCAUAUUAUUAUUAAUAAUGAUAAGAACUUGGAACUUGUAAAAUUAAAACUAUUCAAUGAGCGCAAGUGUUUAUUUUCCAAACGAACAAUAUAAUCAUAUUGCAUCCAGGUAUCUAAUCAUCUCAAUGGUAAAUUUUUCAGUUUUGAAGAAUCAGAGCGUAUUGAUAUAGUUGUUUGAUUAUC
Messenger RNA from Hyalella azteca, 1958 nucleotides. RefSeq lists its product as uncharacterized. Gene Ontology annotation, biological process: animal organ morphogenesis. Gene Ontology annotation, molecular function: BMP binding; receptor ligand activity. Lineage: Eukaryota; Metazoa; Arthropoda; Malacostraca; Amphipoda; Hyalellidae. The record is from RefSeq and is a predicted model, not a curated record. Bases 136 to 1218 code for a protein of 360 amino acids. The transcript has 5 exons.